Molecule: messenger RNA, 1068 nt
Organism: Pneumocystis jirovecii RU7
Lineage: Eukaryota; Fungi; Ascomycota; Pneumocystomycetes; Pneumocystales; Pneumocystaceae
Product: 3-demethylubiquinone-9 3-O-methyltransferase
Exons: 1
Coding region: 1-1068 (355 amino acids)
Biological process (GO): ubiquinone biosynthetic process
Molecular function (GO): 2-methoxy-6-polyprenyl-1,4-benzoquinol methyltransferase activity
Source: RefSeq, a predicted model, not a curated record
AUGGAACUAAGUAAACAUUUUUACCGACGUUCUUGUCAGUAUUUUCAUAAUUUGUAUCGAUUAUGCUCUUUACAAAGUUUUCAUAGUUACUUGACAGAAGAUUCAAUAUGGACAGAUGAACAAAAGAAGUUUGACCAAUUGGCAACUGGUUGGUGGGAUCCAAAUGGGCCAUUUGCGUUGCUUCAUCGAAUGAACACUGCCCGUAUUACCUAUCUUCAUCAGCAAAUAAGUUCAAAUGAUACUACAGCAGCUAUACCAAGAGAAUUUAUUAGACCAAUAGCUAAAACUAUGCCAGUAGAGUUACCUAGGGUUGAGACUAAAGCUACCAUUGGGUCUGCUUACAAAAUUGUGACUAAAUUGAUUCCUAAAGCUAUUAAACAUAAUAUAUCUUCUAGUAGUAGAAGUAUUGGUGUUUCUGUUGAAAAAUGGUUAACUGGUUGGCGGAUACUGGAUGUAGGAUGUGGUGGAGGAAUUCUUGCUGAAUCACUAGCACGAUUAGGCGGUAAUGUUGUUGGGAUUGAUAUGUCAAAACAAGCUAUUCAAGAAGCGCAAAGACACCAACGAACCGAUCCAGUAGUAGCAACAAAUCCAAUAUAUCAUGUAGCAACAGCAGAACAGCUACUUCAACAAGAACAGAAAUUUGACUUAGUUAUGGCAAUGGAAGUUCUUGAACAUGUUCGUAGACCAGAUAUUCUUCUUGAAACAUUAUGUGGGUUACUUGCGCCUGGAGGCCGACUUAUUAUAUCAACAAUUGAGCGUACAGCACUAUCAUUUAUGUUAACUAUCUUUUUAGCAGAACAUUUGCUGCAGCUUGUACCGAAGCAAACACAUGUAUGGCACAGGUUAAUUCGGCGUUCGGAUAUUAAGAACUGGCUUGCAAACUGUUCUAAUGUUUCUCUUGUUGAUUGUAGAGGUGUUAUUUACCUUCCUUGGUAUCGUACUUGGAAAAUUAUGGACCCUGGUGUUUUAUGGACUCAACAAUGUAACUAUUUUGUUACUAUUCAAAAAAAGCCUCAAAAAAUGGCAUGUACUAAAACAGAAAGAAAUAUUGACAAAAGCAUUGAUUAA